AUGGCUGAAGUUCAUAUCAUUGGCCAGAUCAUCAGUGCCUCAAACUUUCCCGAAAAGAGCCUCUUCUGUAAAUGGGGGAUUAGUGCAGGUAAGGAAAAGUCACAUUGCUUUAGGAUUGUCUCAUAUGAUAAUAACAAGAUGUAGUCAUGUGAAAUAACUCGGUUCUUUGCGAAAUUCACUUGUAUUUCAGCACAACUAGCUUGAGCUGUCUACAGCGCUUAAUAUAAGUAGAGCACUUGAAGACAUGGAAUACUACGAACUGUUUCCGUAUUUCCCUCGUUGCAUAAGCUUACUGAAUACCACAAUGUUCACGUCAAAGUACAUUUUUUUCUAGUCUGGUUGCAUAAUAUGACAUUUUAUUUAGCUAAAACUGUGCAGGGCUCCAUUGGUUUAGCCUUUUUCAGCCCAAAAAUUGCCGACAGAAUAUCCUCUCCCACAGAUCUAUUAAGUAGAAGAUAGUCCAGCAGUUGUGGGCUACUAAGCGUUUAAAGCGUACUAGCACUUUUUUGUGCUCGGACGGUUAUUUCAUCUUUGUAAAAAGUUUUCCCAGCUUUAUGUUUAAAGGAAAUCUUAAGAAGGAAGGCGUAUACUUAUUUCAAAGCUAUGCAAAACACAAUUAUGCAGUUCAAAUUCGCACAAAGUCUGUAGUUUCUUAAGACCGAGCAUAAUUUUAAGGUAUCUUUAAUUUAUAUGGUGGGGCUGCAUUUUACUUUUGCCUCCAUCUAAUAGUGAAGCAUCUUAAUCGUUUUCAACGUUGAUCAUUUUCUUCUGGAAAUAGUUUAGGAUAGUCGUCCAGGAAACAUACUACAUGCACAUGAACGCGGUCUGAAAGCCCCAUCCCAUGGAGCAUUUAGACUUUGAAAAUGAGCAAGUGAACUGUGUAUCUAAGACGUCAAGUCCGACAAACGUACGCUUUCGAUUAUUCAUCAUGAGUCCUAUACAGUAACAUAAGGGAGGGUGGAAUAGCAAAAGUAAACAUCCAAUAAAAGACAAUAUGGGGGAAGGGGGUUGAAGGGUGUACUUUUGCCGCACUUAACUUCUUAGAUGUCUACAGGGGUAUCAUCGCUGAUCUGUAUAUCUUCUAAGAGCGGAAAAACAUCUAUCGACAUGUUCGGGACCUUCGCAAACCCUACUGAUACUUGCGGUCUCGAUUCCAAACUGGAAACAAGGUUUUAACAAUGAAUGUGGCAGGUUUUGAUCAUAGUGCACCUUCCAACUGAUCUGAAUGUCGAGAGGUGUCCGUACGGCCUGGCAGAUCCAAUGAGCUCAGUUAUUCGAAAGCACCAUUGAAAACGCAGCAAUGCAAGAUCUGGAAGACCGUUCGUUUACUCGGACUACUGGGUCUUCAUAGAAACGUCGCUGUUUGGGUACUGUUACUUGGGCAGCUACUUUAGCUGACGCUUUUGCCCGCCAGGAGCCUCACAUCAGGCAGAUCGAUGACAACGAACUAACUCCUGUUUGCUGUGACUUUACCUGCCUGCCGAGCAUACACUUCUAAUACCUGCCUCUUCUGAUGUACGAAAUUUGGUGCUUCCAAUGUGGUAGAAGGACGCUCACCGAUCGGUUUUUUACGGAACUCACUUGUCCCUUUGUGCCUUACGGGCUCUCUCUCGAGCCGAACCAGCGGCCACACAGCGCCGUAUGAUAUAGGCAGAAUGGUAUUACCGACAGUGACAAGGGCGACUCUAAUGGCCAUUUCUGGCUUAUUAGCCGUCGUCAGCCAGUCAUACCCCACCCGAGGAGUGGAACACCCGAGACUCGAUCCCGCUGUGCUGCUGCUGAUUGGACUCGAGAGAGAGUCCGUAAAGCACAACGGAGCGAGUGAGUUCCCUAAAAAACGAUCGGCAAGACUAUAGAACUGUUUUGUGAAUAGAACUAACGAAGCCGAAGGCUAAAUGUCGCACUUGAGGUCUUGUGGAACCCCAAUGAAGUUCAGUUUAAAUGAGUGGAUUUUGGCGGUGUCAGUUUCUGCGCACAGCUUGACUGAAUUCGAUGAGCACUCUCGGCGUCUCAUUCAGCGAAAAAUUACGCACGUAUUUGCAUGUGAUUGAUACUCCUUGGUGCCAUGAAUGCUUGACCCUUUUGCCAUCAAGAAUCUGAGGAUUAAACAGCCCUUUGACAAUCUGCUCUUCCACAAUCUCAGACUCGGAUACGGUCCUCCAACUACGAACUUUUUUAUUUUUUUAACAUUCCGCUUUCGUCUCAUUUUUCCGUAUUUAUCCCAUCUAUCAUUGCGUUGAGUGGGAAGUAAAUAGGCCUAGGAGAUUCCACUUCUUCCCGAGAUUUAAUAACGCUCGGUGAGUUCCGCAUCCCUGCGGUUGACUUCCUCCUUCCUCUGUUGAAGGUAGUGCCUGGCGACUCCUUUCUGGUCCGUCUGAGGGACAAACGCAGGUUGACAAUCCCAGUUUCGGCGAGAAGGCCUAUUUUUGCCAUCCUUUUGACCUACACUUUGCCACUAAGGGAAUUCAAGGUAAGCACAUGUACCCCUCAUUCUCCUCCUAGGUUGGCCUAAAUUCUUCUUUCAGGUCUGGCAUCACGACUGGUUGGGGCGAAACGAGCUGUUUGGGUACGGUUUCUGUCAUGUGCCGUCUACUGCAGGCAGUCACGAGGUAAGGUAACAACAAACCUCUUUGAUCACCUGGCCUGUGCCUUUUCUCUUUUACAGCUGGAGGUGGUGACUUGGAGACCGUGUGGUUCUUUCUCGGAACAAUUCAAAUCCCAACUUGUUGGUGGCGCUGCUCAUCUCUGCAAUCUGGACCUUGUCUUCAACCAACAGAACCGCUACAUGCUGCAGACGGAGAGCAUGGGAAAACUGCAGCUGGUCUGUAACGUAAUUACGAGGAAUUUUGAGAAGUUUGGCGUGGAGAUGUAA
This is a messenger RNA of Spirometra erinaceieuropaei, 2872 nucleotides long. Lineage: Eukaryota; Metazoa; Platyhelminthes; Cestoda; Diphyllobothriidea; Diphyllobothriidae. The record is from the annotation of a GenBank genome assembly.